Molecule: messenger RNA, 330 nt
Organism: Panonychus citri (citrus red mite)
Lineage: Eukaryota; Metazoa; Arthropoda; Arachnida; Trombidiformes; Tetranychidae
Gene: ave
Product: protein aveugle-like
Exons: 1
Coding region: 1-330 (109 amino acids)
Biological process (GO): cell surface receptor protein tyrosine kinase signaling pathway
Cellular component (GO): cytoplasmic side of plasma membrane
Molecular function (GO): protein binding
Source: RefSeq, a predicted model, not a curated record
AUGAUUAAUCGCGAAGGAUCAACGGCUUCUCAAAGUGAAAGAAAAGGACCUAAACAUGUCGUCAAUUGGAAUAAUGGUGAUGUCAUGAAAUGGUUAAAGCGACAUUGUGAAGAGUAUUAUGGUUUGUAUGGUCAUCUUUUCCUGGAACAUGAGAUUACCGGUCGAUCUUUGGUCAGAAUCUCUGAGGUUACCCUACAGCGAAUGGGAAUUUCUAAUCCUCAACAUUGUGAUGAGAUUUGUCGGAUUAUCUUUAAGCUUAAACUGAAAAGUGAUAUUCCCGAAUUACUUGAUUUGGACAAGAAAUCGGAAAAUUCAACUCCCUACCAUUGA